UAAUCACUUUCGUAAUCUCAUUUGAUUACAUCAUCACUUGAAACGUGUCCUAAUGUCAGUAUGACACACUUUAUUUCAAUAAAAACAAAAAUUUCACAUCAUAUAGCUUCCAGCCUUCAACGACUUUCUUCAACAAUUAUUACGUUAUCUUUCUUUUCCGAUUUCGAAAAACUGCCCCUUAUCUUCCAAUCCAAUUAGCUUAAUGGGGGAUUCCAAAGGCGUGGUCAAGCACAUUUUGCUUGCGAAAUUCAAAAAUGGAAUCUCAGAGGAACAGAUCGACCAACUCAUCAAGGGAUAUGCCAAUCUCGUCAAUCUCAUUGAACCUAUGAAGGCUUUCCAGUGUGGCAAGGAUGUUAGCAUUGAAAAUCUACACCAAGGUUUCACUCACGUCUUUGAAUCUACCUUUGAGAGUACGCAGGGCAUAGCAGAGUAUAUAUCACAUCCCGCACACGUGGAAUUUGCAAAUAAGUUUCUUUCUUCCUUGGACAAAGUUAUUGUUAUCGACUACAAACCGACAUUAAUUUGCAACUAAUCUGGAGGCUAAAAGUAUGGCUGCUGUAACUGGGAAUAUUGUUAUACUUAUCUGUUCUAUGGAAUAAAUGUGAGCCCUUUUUACAAUAUAAGCUUAGAUGAUGCUUAUACUAAAAAGGUUUUGUUAUUACCAGUUUAUUUGUAUGAACUCUUGUACCCGCCUUGUUCUGCUGCUUUCUUAUACUAAUCUGCACAUUGCACUUAGUUAUGAAAACAAUUGUUUCAGUUUCGAAUGAACAAAUCCUUCUUUGUGUUCUGCUGCCA
Molecule: messenger RNA, 795 nt
Organism: Cucumis sativus (cucumber)
Lineage: Eukaryota; Viridiplantae; Streptophyta; Magnoliopsida; Cucurbitales; Cucurbitaceae
Product: stress-response A/B barrel domain-containing protein HS1
Exons: 2
Coding region: 203-532 (109 amino acids)
Biological process (GO): pollen tube adhesion
Source: RefSeq, a predicted model, not a curated record